AUGAAAGCACUGGUAGGCCAAAUCAACAAGAGCCUGAACCAGAUGAGGAAAGAAAAGGCAAUAUCAGAAAAGGAUUGGAGACAAAUGAAACCCCAAGAUGCUGCCCUAGCGCGCUUUUAUGAUUUGCCGAAAAUCCACAAGCCAAAUGUCCCCCUACGGCCCAUUGUGGCGCUGAAAGGCACGCCUACAUACGGACUGGCUAAAUGGCUUGCCAAGCAUUUGAAGAAGCUGACGGACGGCUCAGAACACACAGCUGUAUCGUCAACACACUUCCUGGAAAGACUAAAAGACGUCACAAUAGCCCCCGACGAAAUAAUGGUAUCUUUUGACGUCGUCUCUCUAUUCACCUCCAUCCCUAAAGAAUUGGCCAUGGGAGCUGUCGAUGACCUACUGAAGAAAAGGUACGACGAAGAGGGAAAACCUUUUAAGAGGAGGCACGCGAUGGAACUACUGGACUACUGUUUACACACGUACUUCACGUUUAACGGCCAAAUUUACGAGCAAAUCCAAGGAGCCCCAAUGGGGUCCCCAAUCUCCGGCUACCUGGCUGAGGCGGUCUUGCAGGAACUGGAAACCCGGGUCUUCCAGACAUACAAACCAAAAUUCUGGAUGCGCUACGUAGACGACACCUUUGUCAUCUUACACCGAGACGCGAAAGACAACUUUAAAAGAGAAUUGGACUCAGUUUUUCCACAAAUCCAAUUUACCAUGGAGGAAGAAAAUAACGGAGUACUCCCUUUCCUCGACGUCCAGGUAUCGAGGCAGGAAGACGGAACCCUCCAGACUGGUGUCUUUCGAAAGGCGACAGACACGGAGAAAAUUCUUCAUUACAACAGCAAUCACCCCCUGUCGCAUAAGCGCAGUUGUGUCCGGACCCUUUUUCGCCGCAUCCACACACACUGCAGCACAGAAGCCGAGAAGCUGCGGGAGCGUAAAACCCUAUGGCGCCUCUUCCUUGCCAAUGGAUAUCCACGCAGUUUUGUGAACAAAUGCUUGUACCGAAGGCACACGAAGACGGACGAUGAGAAGAAACAAAGACCAGAAAUCUUCCGUGUCUUGCCCUACGUGAGUAACGUCUCCGAAGCCACUGAGCGCAUACUAAGGCCGCUAGGCGUGGGCGUUGGUCACCGACCGGAGGCCACCAUCCGCCGCUUAAUCAUGCAGCCCAAGGACCGGCUACCACCUGCAGACACGUCAGGCGUUAUUUACCGCGUCAAAUGUCUGGACUGUCCAGCCAACUACUGUGGCAUGACCGACAAACGCCUAAGAACGCGCAUGCAUGAGCACACUUUGGCCGUAAGGCGAAAGGACGUACUAUCGCAUGUCGCCAUGCACUGCCUGGAAAACAAUCACAAGUUCGACUUUGACGGCGUCCAGGUGCUCGGCCGAGCCGAAAGCAAACUGGCGAGGGAAGUAAUCGAGGCCUGGAAAUCAGACACGAACUCUAUCAACCGAAGUAUCGAUUUGCCAGCGCCAUACGAGGCCGUCACGCACCAUCUACGCGCGAGAGGGGGGGCAACGAGAAGCGAACGGGACGAACCUAUCGGGUGAGAGUGCAAAUGGCCUAUUUAAACCCUGUAUUUCUCGCUCAGCCUAUCUCCGAAGAUGUGCUCGAGUGUGAACACGAAACGUCAGAUGAAUAAACCUUCUUCCCCAGAGAUCGCCUCAUCCUCCUCUUCCAUAUUAACACCUGGGGUCAGCAUUUUUGCCUAUAUCCAUAUAUAUAUAUACUUCACUUCUCACUGCCUUUCCUCUAUUCUCUUGACUACACUCCCUUCCCUCCCUUAGUUUUACAUUUCCUCUCCUCCUUUCUCCUGUCUUCGCAUUCUCAAAAGUCCUAGAUCGAUAUCAACACGCGACCCCGUAUGCGGCCCAGGCUGACUCGAGCUGCUUUCCACUAAAGAAAGCCAUUACCCAUAGUGAAGUCCAGUGGCCAUCGGGGAUGUAUCAGCAGUCCUAUCUAGGGAUAGCACUGCCUACGGGUCUGUGGGAGGAAAGACUACAGAAAUAUGUUCGAAACAGAUGGUGGGAAAUCUCGCCAUCUGCAAGUAUGCCAUGCGCGUAGAUGAAAAGUUUGCGGUCGGAACAAAACUAUUCACAGCAAAAAGCACCCCUGCUCCUCGCCCCAUCCCACAUGCUGACAAAGUGGGUCUACCCACUCGGGCAUUCUGAAAUUCUUGUUCCCUUUUAGACAGUCCAAGGAGUAACCGGCCCGAGCGGAGGACAGCCCUAUUCACCCAAGGGCCUGCGCGCUACCAGCCGAAUAUAGCUUCUUUCAGUCAAACUCGCGUCUCUGGACAAUGGCGAUCGGCAGAAAUGGGUGUCGGCUACACAUACGUCUGUGGUGGCUACUCAACUGCAGAGCGACGCAACGUCUUCGUUGCCUUUACCAUUCAGAAUUAUCUCAUGGGACGACUGUCCUGUCUCCCGCCAGGUAUCAGCGACCGCCGCAUAAGCCUGCUCCUGACUAUUCGGGGAACCAACUCUGUCACGAUCGCAAGCGCCCGCGCCCCUCAAUGACCAGCGCCGCCGACGGAAACAAAUAAACACUACGAGGACUGUACCGAAGGCAGACAACCUGAUCGUCCUUAGCGAGUCCAGUUUCCGUGUUGAGACAGACAAUGCCGUCUGGAGGGAAUACAGAGUCUCCAUGGGAUAACCGGCUGCAACUAGAACGGCUUUCUCACGCUAUGUGCCCAAGUAGAAUACCGGCUCCUGUUAGUCAGCACUUUCUUCCGCUUUCUGAUGCGGAAAAUGUCGACCUAGAUGCACCUCCGAUGGCGGCGCUGACAUCUGCUGGACUAUGCUCUCGUUCGGAGACGACAUCGAUACGACGUUUUGGCCGCGAAUGUCAUUAGCGACGCCGACGGCUAGGCUGUCCACCGUCUCUUAAUCUCUGAGAUGAGGCUCCGUCUACAAUCGCAUAGGAGACCGUGGGAAAAGCGACCACAAGAUAAGCUGAGUACUGCUCCGACAAAUCUGUCCGCUUGCAGCUUUUAUUUCAACAAUUAACUGACCAAACAGUUUGAAUAUGAACAACCUCCAGAUGAAGACGCUACUGCAGAGAAUCGUGGUUUCAGCUGAGGAAUGCUAUCAAGUCCAGUGUCUUCAGUGUUUUCGGAUGCGCACGUCAACAGCACUAAGGUUUUCGAUGAAAACAAUGCUAGUAUCAACAAUCUGCUCGCCGAAAACCACAGACUGGACAAACCUACAUUGACCUCGGAUUUACGUAAGCAAUUCGGCAUUCUUCAAGUGUCGCCGCCUCGUGCACAAAAGGUUGCGAGAGAGGCAGGGCACCUGGAUGACUCGAAAGGCCAAAGCAAUACAGGGACAUACGGACCGAAAUGAAAAAAACUUCUUCCCGUCGAUCAAGGCGGUCUACGGCACCACAACCAAAGAAACUACGCGGCUUCUCAGCUCCGGUGGAACAACAUUAUUGACGAAGAGAUCACAGACCGUGAUGUGCUGGGCCGAGGGGGUCAAAAGUGUCUCCAACCGCCCAUUCCCGAUCUCCGACGGCGCCAUCGACCGGCUCGUCCAAGUGGGAGCGACCAACGACCUAGGCCUCUCGCCUUCUCUGCAAAAAAAACUAUCAAACCUGCACAUCAGCACUCCGGCGGGAAAGCACCGGGAUCCAUUCCGAUCCCAGUCGAAGAUUACAAACUCAGCGUCUUCAGGUUGAUAUACUAAAUUACAAAUGAAUUCUAGGAGAUGUGGCGGCAAAUACAAGCUCUUCAGGAUUUCAAGGACGCGAUAGUCGUCCAUCUCCAAGGAGGAAAGUGUACCGGCAACUCUAUGAUACCAAUAGAGAAUUGUCGCUGCUCAGGAUUACCUGGGAGGCACUUGUUCACAUCUUCCUCAACCCCCUCAACUGCCCUUUGGAAUAGGGACCUCUCCCGUGUGGCUAGUGUGGCUUUCGCGGAACCACCGAUCUGGUUCGCUCCUGCCUUCAGCUACAAGAUAAAUGUUAGCAAAUAUGGACUCACCUCCACAUUACCUUUGUAGAGCUGUUGAAAGCCUUUGAUACGAUAAACUGCAAUGGGAGCUGGAAAAUCACGCGGGAAUUCGGCCGUCCUGGGAGAUUCCCGCACACGGUGCAUCAGCACCACGGUCGGACGAUGGCGCGAGUCACACCAGUAUACGCGCCGGAUAUGCAGCAGUUAGACUCUCGGGUAACCCCCCUAGCAGAGAGGUCAGUGAGUGUAAUUUACGCCUAUCUCCUAUCUGGUUCUGUUGUGCAGGAGGGACCUGCCAUGCAGUGACUUUAAUAUACGGGAGACUUAUGACAAACAAACAGCUGCGCCAGGGACAUUUGCGCUGUUCUUGUUAUUAGUACGUGACUGGCGUGAGAAGAGAAGUCGAUGUUGCUCACGUCUUUGCAUUUUAUAGCGACAGUCUUCCCGCCUGGUCAACAGUGAACAUCUUUGACGGAUUGCAUUUGUAUUUUGGGUGGUCGAUGGGUUUUGCUUCUUGGAGUUAAAGUGGUCGCGGGAGUAUCUGAAUCCUUCUUAUUCUUAAGUAUGUUGAAAAUAAGGGCAGGCCAGAGAUCCCCCAUUUUCUAGUAACAAAAUAUAACUAGACAUUAUUAUAACUGAGCAUCAGGUGGGUAGAAAAGUUCGGAGGUAACGUUGUGCCUGGCACCAAGACUGCCCAAAUGAUAGCUUGAAACGGCUUGCAUGAACUCCACUUUCACUCCUGUCAUGACGAACCCAUCGCUAAAUUGGUCGUAGAUUUAAACGGCAGACAAUGUAUGAUAAACUAGUCGGUUUGGUUAAAUUAUAUGAUUGCCUCUUAUAAUCGUUUUAAGCAGGGAUGACCCGCUUACGCCGAUGGCAUUGGUUUGUUUUUAAAAAGCUGGCACGGCAGUUUUCAUCGAAGUCGGUUAACUUAGGGAUGUGAGUUCACAGUGCUGACAGGCGGAAAGAGGUUGAUAGAAGAAUUAGCUGCUGACUGACGCAGUGGGGGCGUUGUUUUGGUGGUGAUGGUAAUGAUGAGGUGCUGUACGGUCGUAACUUCACGUUUUUGACGAAUCACAAGCCAUUUCUGUCAAUCUUUGGAUUGAAGUAAGGAAUUCCCGUCUAUCCAGCGAACCGCCUUCAGGGAUGGACAAUCAUCAUUCUUGGCUACGAUUUCGACAUUCGCUGCUGUCGCACUACCGACUUUAGUCAGGCUGACGCCCUUACACACCUCAUCUGCAAUCAGCAGGAACCUGAGGAAGACACUGUGAUUGUCACUAUUUCGAUUGAGGACGAUGUGCGCCGUCAGCUAUCCGACGCCUUACGAGGUAUCUCUGUCACUGUCGCGGACCUCCGACGUGCUUCUCAGCAGGAUUCUGUCCUCCGUCAGGCCAUCACCUACGUGCAGACCUGUUGGCCAGUCACUGCUCUCGCUGGCGAUCUCCACCGGCUCUUCCUGCGCCGAGCUGUACUACGCCAGUUUCAUGCGACACAUUCUGGUACAAGUCAAAUGUAG
Messenger RNA from Spirometra erinaceieuropaei, 5472 nucleotides. Lineage: Eukaryota; Metazoa; Platyhelminthes; Cestoda; Diphyllobothriidea; Diphyllobothriidae. The record is from the annotation of a GenBank genome assembly.